CCGCGGCCGCUGUCGGUGCCGGGGACCGCGGCUCCGCGCGCAGGCGGCGCCCGAGCCUCUGCCACUCCGUCAGCCCGCGCGCUUGGCGGUCUGCCGGGGCCGCCUCCCGCCUCGCGCUGCGGCCGCUGCAGGAGCCCCGCGCCGCUCUCCAGAUACUCAUGUGAGGAUAUUCAUGAACUUUCACUCUAAGUGUUUCCUUGGUAAAUGGUAUCCUGUCUACCUAGCAGCUAUAGAAAAUUGGGAGACACCUUGGAAUCUCCUCCUUCCUCAUGUUUCCACAUCUCAUGUUUCACCCCUUGCUGGGAAAACAACAAAAGAAGGAAAUAAAGGAGCCAUCUGUAAUUUACCCAGCUAAUCCUGUCUUGUCAAGAGACAGAUGACCAUAUCCAAAGGAGAAAAACUACAAGGAUCUGAGGAUAAGCCAGUGGGAAGCAAUACCUCUGGCUGUACAGCCAGCCUAGAAGAGUUUGACUUAUAGGUAAAAGGUUGUUUGGACACUUCAAUGUUUGCCUGCUUUUUCCUACUAUAACCUGAUUCAUGAAAUGGAAUGAAGCUGAAAAACCAUCUGCUUCCUCACCUGUGAGUCUAAGAGAAGAUUGGGAUGGUCUCAAAUGUGCAUAGCUAGACUCUAACUGCAGCAAUGAGUUCAGAAGAGAAGGGCAUAUCUCCUGCUCAUAAAACAUCCACUCCAACCCAUAGAAGUGCCUCCUCUUCAACGUCCUCUCAGAGGGACAGUAGGCAGAGUAUUCAUAUACUGGAGAGGACUGCUUCCUCUAGCACGGAGCCCUCUGUAAGUCGGCAAUUGUUAGAACCAGAGCCGGUUCCCCUUUCCAAGGAAGCUGACAGCUGGGAAAUUAUAGAAGGGCUAAAAAUAGGCCAAACUAAUGUCCAGAAACCAGACAAACAUGAGGGAUUUAUGCUGAAGAAAAGAAAAUGGCCUUUAAAAGGCUGGCACAAGCGUUUUUUUGUCCUGGAUAAUGGAAUGUUAAAGUAUUCAAAGGCACCACUUGAUAUUCAAAAAGGGAAGGUCCAUGGGAGCAUAGAUGUCGGACUGUCAGUCAUGUCAAUUAAAAAGAAAGCUCGGAGGAUAGACCUUGACACUGAAGAGCACAUCUAUCAUUUGAAGGUAAAAUCCCAGGACUGGUUUGAUGCUUGGGUCUCCAAACUGCGCCAUCACCGGUUAUACCGUCAGAAUGAAAUUGUGAGAUCGCCAAGAGAUGCUAGUUUUCACAUAUUUCCUGCAACCUCUACAGCUGAGUCUUCCCCAGCUGCUAAUGUUUCUGUUGUGGAUGGAAAGGUGCAGCCAAACAGCUUUCCAUGGCAGUCCCCUUUGCCAUGUAGCAAUAGCCUCCCUGCGACCUGCACGACUGGCCAAAGCAAAGUGGCAGCCUGGCUGCAGGACUCAGAAGAAAUGGACAGGUGUGCAGAAGAUCUUGCACAUUGCCAAUCAAACCUGGUGGAACUUAGCAAACUCCUGCAAAAUUUGGAGAUACUUCAGAGAACUCAGUCAGCACCUAACUUCACUGAUAUGCAGGAAGGGCCACCUGCGAAGGGCCAAUUGAGCACAACUCGGCGUCGGCAGAGGCUAGCAGCAGCAGUGGCUACAACAGUUCCCUUCAGUGCCACCAUGUCACCAGUUCGCCUGCAUUCCUCCAACCCCAAUCUCUGUGCAGAUAUUGAAUUUCAGACUCCCCCUAGCCACCUCACUGACCCACUGGAAAGUUCAACAGAUUAUACAAAGCUGCAAGAAGAAUUUUGUCUAAUUGCACAGAAAGUGCACUCUCUUUUGAAAUCUGCAUUCAAUAGCAUCGCUAUAGAGAAAGAAAAGCUGAAGCAGAUGGUUUCUGAGCAGGAUCGCAAUAAAGGCCAUAGCACGCAGAUGGCCCGGCUCCGGCAGUCACUGUCUCAGAGUGAAGGAGCCAGCAAAUCCUGGGCACUCAACCAGAAUGCUGAACUAAGGAGCCGACUGAACAGAAUACAUUCAGAGUCUAUUAUUUGUGAUCAGGUUGUCAGUGUAAAUAUUAUUCCUAGCCCAGAUGAGGAUGGUGACCAAAUCCAUGUCAGCCUUCCCUUGUCACAACAAGUAGCCAAUGAGAGCCGCCUCUCCAUGUCAGAGUCUGUGUCUGAGUUCUUUGAUGCCCAAGAGGUGCUUCUGUCUGCAAGUUCAUCAGAGAAUGAGGCAUCAGAUGAUGAGUCUUACAUCAGUGACGUGAGUGAUAACAUUUCUGAAGACAACACCAGUGUAGCAGACAGUGUUUCUCGGCAAAUCCUGAAUGGGGAGCUUACGGGAGGUGCCUUCCGGAAUGGCCGGCGCACAUGUCUGCCUGCGCCUUGCCCUGACACCAGUAACAUUAACCUGUGGAAUAUCCUGAGGAACAACAUUGGUAAAGACCUGUCAAAAGUCUCGAUGCCUGUGGAGCUCAACGAGCCGCUCAACACCCUGCAGCAUCUCUGUGAGGAGAUCGAGUACAGUGAGCUCCUGGACAAGGCUUCAGAGACUGAUGAUCCAUAUGAGCGCAUGGUUCUCGUUGCUGCAUUUGCAGUUUCAGGGUAUUGCUCUACGUAUUUCAGAGCAGGAAGUAAGCCAUUCAACCCAGUCCUUGGGGAGACUUACGAAUGCAUUAGAGAAGACAAGGGAUUCCGAUUUUUCUCAGAACAAGUUAGCCAUCAUCCACCCAUUUCUGCCUGCCACUGUGAAUCAAAGAAUUUUGUGUUUUGGCAAGAUAUCAGAUGGAAAAACAAGUUCUGGGGAAAGUCGAUGGAAAUCCUGCCUGUUGGAACAUUGAAUGUCAUGCUUCCAAAGUAUGGGGAUUACUAUGUGUGGAAUAAAGUCACCACAUGCAUACACAACAUCCUUAGUGGGAGAAGAUGGAUAGAGCAUUACGGAGAAAUAACCAUUAGAAAUACCAAAAGCAGCAUUUGCAUUUGCAAACUCACAUUUGUCAAGGUGAAUUACUGGAACUCCAACGUGAAUGAAGUACAGGGGGCCGUGAUGGACCAGGAGGGGAAGGUGGUGCACCGGCUGUUUGGGAAGUGGCACGAAGGACUCUAUUGUGGUGUGGCCCCCUCUGCAAAAUGCAUCUGGAGACCAGGUUCCAUGCCAACCAAUUAUGAACUCUAUUAUGGCUUCACAAGAUUUGCCAUUGAACUCAAUGAGUUAGAUCCAGUACUAAAAGAUCUCCUUCCACCAACAGAUGCCCGAUUCAGACCAGAUCAAAGAUUUUUGGAAGAAGGAAAUUUAGAAGCUGCAGCAGCAGAGAAGCAAAGAGUAGAGGAACUCCAGAGAUCUCGAAGACGAUACAUGGAAGAAAACAACCUUGAACAUAUACCAAAAUUUUUUAAAAAAGUUAUCGAUGCAAAUCAAAGAGAAGCCUGGGUUUCUAAUGACACCUAUUGGGAACUUCGAAAGGACCCUGGGUUUAGCAAAGUAGACAGCCCUGUUCUUUGGUAAACUGGAAAUGUAGAGCUAGCCAACAUAUCACACUCUGAAUGAAUAAAUAACUAUGCACAAUUAUGUUUCUUAUAGCUAUGUGUGGUUUCUGGGUCGACUGAAAACCUACCAUUUGCUUUUCUACUCAUCUUUAUAAUGGAUUUUCAAAAGUGCAUUAGACAAGGCCCCUAAACACUUUUGAGUCCUUUCUGUUUUGCUGCAACCAUUUUCCUUAAAAAACAAAUCCAUACCCUCUUUGGAAAGCAGAAGAAAAGGAACAGAAGAUAAAAUCCAAAGUCUGAAGCAUUUGUAAAGAAAAAUAAGCUAUAACUGGUGCUUAAAGCUGAUGAAGAUUUAAAAACAACAUAAAAACCACAUGUUUGGUCCGUUGUCUAGAGGCACCAUCCCCGUACUACAGGAGCUCGUGGGGCACAGCAGUCAGUUGGUUCAGACUUCAAGUGUUUUUGAUGUGGUGUGCUUGUGCUGGCCUCGUCAAAACAAGCGUGAUGCUUCCCAGAACCUGUUCCAUCUGUAUGCCAUUGUUCAUGCCUUAAGAAAUGCAAAGAUGUACAAUAAACCAUUUUUUAAAUUUGUGCUCAUAGGUUUAUGUGAAGGACAGAUCUUUUGAAUCAUGGCAUGAUUCACUUUCUCGAUCAGAACAAUGAUUCAAGUAACAUAAAUGGAUUAAAUAUGUGAACAACGUGUGCUUUACUUUGAUAAGUCAGUUACUACAUGGUAUAUCUGAAGGGCAAGAAGGACAAAUGUGUGAAGUAGAUCUCUGUAUUCAGAUUGCUCGUUAAGUUCCUGUCCUGCAUCAGAUAAUAAACCAUCCCUCUUCCAUCUCACCUCACAGUGUGCCCCAUUGUUUGGUAAAAUCUGUGUUUGAUUUGGACAUUUGUCAUCGGUGUUAAAACUACAGAAGAAAAUAACAAAAAACAUAUGGAAUUUCUGUGUGGGAUCGGUAGUGUAAGAACAGUCACUGUUUUUAAGUGAAGCACAAUGUAACACACAUCUCACCCCAUUAACACUUCAAAUUCCACUGAGAAAAGAAACAAGAAUGCUAGUAGCUUAUUUGCAUUGUUUAAAUGAAUCCUAUGCAAAAUCGUAUUUCUUAUUUUUAUCACGUAGUUCCAUAUGAUACAUGAGUACAUAUUAAGCAUUUACCUUGCUAGGAGCACUCUGAGAUACCAAAUUUAGGUGAAAGAAUUUAUCCAUCCCAAAAGGAAGGGUGGCAGGCAGAAAUGUGUUUUGUAUACUUGAGGAUUUGUUUUUCCUCCACUAAUAUACAGAAGCUUUUGUAGGAAACUUGCAUUGGUAUUCCUAAGUUUCUGCACGUAGAUGACUAUAUAAAUUCCUGUGGGUUUAAAAAAAAAUUCUCUAGAGAUUUUCUUAGUGAAUUAUAAAAUUACGUAUAUUUUCUUCUUGGAUUUUUAUUCUUAGAUUCUUACCAUCAGAAUUUAAGUAUUAUUUUAAGUCUGAUAACAAGGUUACUGACAUUUUUAUAUUUUGUUAUGAGGUGUUGACUUCAGUGUUAUUUCUCCUCACCAAAGCAUUCCUAAUAAUGACUAAUUAACCAACAAACAAAGAGCUGCUGAUGAGAACAUAAGGCAAAACUCCAAAAUUUCCACUAGAUGGAGCAAUAUUUUAGUUAUACCAAAACUAAUUCCUCCUUUUAUCCAAGUCCAUAUACUACAUGUAUAGUUCUCAUUAGUUAGAAUGGAAUUUCAUUCUGAAAUAAAUUCCCUAAUCCAUCACCGGAUCUGAAAAUUCCACUUGAACACCCUUCCCAUCCUUUCUAGCAACUUGAACUCCAGUUUGGAGUCUGUAGACAGCUUGUCCUAUGGUUGUAAAAUCUUCCCCUUGCCAUCUGUUAUUUUUCUGUUCAUUCUUCUUGACACCUUUUAUCCUCAAGAUACAUGUAUUUAAUGUUAAUUAGAAUUUAAUCAGAAUCCUAAUGACUUCCUCACAGAAGUCUGUUCUCCUUUGAUAAAGCUUAAAAUACUAUUUAAAGUGGUUCUAGCCUGUACUUACUAGCAUUUCCCUGAACAGUCUCAGAGUAGCUUAAAUAUAAGAAAAGAAUCCUGUGACAUAAAGUACUGCAAGCAGAAAAGUAGAAAGGUAAGGUAUCAGAUGACUGAAAGAUGGGAUGUAUCAAAGCUGGAAGAGAACUCAGGACCCUUGGGGAAGCAACCACUGUACCUAGCAUUUGGGUGAUAAAUCAUGAAAAAGGAAAAAUAAUAGAACCUUGACUACAUAAGUUCAAAAUACAAAUCAAGUGGUGAAUGCUGGUCAGAGCCAACCUGAAACUGAUAGGAUUUCAAGAUGAGAAUGAGAAAAAUGUCAAAUUAAUUUAAAUUACAUUUUAUAGUAUCUUAUGUUAGACUAUCUUUUAGGAUUCAAGUACCCUAAUUAUUCCCACUCAAGUGAACAGUUAAAUUUAGGAUUAAUUCUAUAACAUCUGAUUCACUAAUUCCCCCAUCAAACACUCCUGUGACACCCCUCUUCUAUGUCACUUUUUAUUGACACGUGGUUAUAGAAAUUAUGAGACUUACCCUGUUGGAAUUUUCAUCUACCUAAUAUUUGGGUUUUGGAAACUAACCAGCAAAAAGAUAGAAUAUUAUCUUAUUCUCUUGAUUAAAAACCUGAGUAUCCCUUAGAAUUUUAUAUAAACCUUUUUAUUUUAGGAGCACAUUUUUGUUUUGUUGUUUUUCCUUAAAAUGGUAGGGUAGAGGAGGACUUCAUGUGUCCUUGUAUUUAUUUGCACUCUCCUUCCUCUGGUUAGGAUGGUCAUUAAGGAAAGCAGUAAUAAGUGGCAAUGACACAGGACUGAGCUAGACUGAAGAGGUCAAUGGCACACACAGACACUUCCAUAGACCCACUACAAACUAUAUUGAUUUUUGGAUGCUGCUACUCAAGGUACAAAUUUACGCUCCAGUUUUGCUUUAUUUUAUUGUUUUUAAUUAUAAUUUUUCAUGGGUUACUUUAAAAUACCUUCCCUUUAAUUUCCAGGCAAUUAUAAAAAAAUAAAUCUCACUAAAGAUACCUUUUAAUGGUAUAUAUUAAUUAUAUUUGGAGGUGGGGGACCAAAUCUAAUUUUCUGGAUAAGAGAAACCAAAAGAUUUUCAAUACGAAGGAUGCCAAGUUGAUAAUUUCCAAACCUUUUGCUACUCUUGAUUAUUCUGGCCCCAUGCCUCUCAGCAACUCCUCUAUUCAAUCAUUAGAUCCUGUCCCAAGGAACCAUGGGCCCUCUCAUGGUUAGGGAGGUAAACCUGACUGAAGUGUUUUGCUUAAUACUGGUUACAGCUGUGGCUGGAGAAACGUUUAUAAUCUAAAGUACCUUGUUAUUUUGUGGAUUUUAAUUAUCCAUCCUGUCUAAUCGUGUUCUCUGUUAUCCUAGGUAAGGAAGUGUUUGUGGGAGCAGAGCUCCACACACAGCAGAGGGCAUAAUAAAUGUUUGCACUUGGCUCAGUGUAUUAUGAAUGUGGCACAGUAAAUAAAGUUUGUGUACAAAGUAUUAGUUUAUUUCUAAGAGAGCCAUUAUGUUCAGGAUAUACAAAAUGUAUCUAAUUAAACCAUUAUGAAUCUAUUUUGUGCUUUAGAAAUGUUCUUUUGGGGGAAAUAUGGAAAAUAUGUGCCAGUGGAAUUAAGAUUUAAAGCAUUGGGGUUUUUUGUUUUCCAGUUAUUGAAAGUAUUACAUAUCAAACCAGCACGAGAGCCUCUAACUUAAUUGAAUUUAUUUUGUAAAAAUACUUUUAAACUGCACAUUGCAUGAGUCUUUCUCUUAAACAGAACCUUAAUUUCAAUACAUAAUUUUAAGAGUGUACACCUACAGAGUUGUAAGAUCUUUUUUUGCAGCCUCUGCUUUUAGAGAAAAGGGCAAAUUGUGUGAGACAGACUUACCAUUAAUUCUUUCAAACUGAGAUCUAAAGAAUUAAUUAUUUAAAAAUUGCUGUGAUUAACCAGCCUGCCCAAGAUCUUAAGCAAAGAGGGCUUCAUGAUUAAGUCAGCUUGCAGGUGGCUCAAGUUGGAAACACAACUUAACCUGUCACAUCCAGCCUUUUGUUUCCAAAACACUGACUUACCUUGUUGUCUCCAACCUUCUGGUCCUAGCAUAGUAAAGGAUGUACACAUACAUAUCUGUUCUUAUGCACUGUCAUUAAGUGUUUGUGAAAUAUACAGUAUUUGUGCAUAAUUUUGGAAUCGGUAUUGGAAACCACUAAAUGUCCCGUUGAACACUAUUAAUUGUUCCUGAAUUAAAAAUUACCCGUAUAGUUAGUUGUUACUUUGAUACUUCCAUAUUGGUAGGAAAAAAUGCAAAACAAAAGUGUUCUUGUUUUCUGCAAAUUUUGUUUCUAGCCUAUGCAUUUCUUUUAAAUAUUAGUUGUAGAGAGAAAUUUUAUAAAACAAGAUACAAUGCUAUUUCGUUUCCACCUGUUUCUUCUAACCCUUUUGUUUACUAGGGCAGGCAGCUGAACUCUAUACUAUUAAAGAGGGAAUAAUGCCCAAACUGCUACUUCUUUCCUCUUAGGUACCACUCCCUCUAAUGGUUCUC
Molecule: messenger RNA, 7982 nt
Organism: Castor canadensis (American beaver)
Lineage: Eukaryota; Metazoa; Chordata; Mammalia; Rodentia; Castoridae
Source: RefSeq, a predicted model, not a curated record